Myotis brandtii (Brandt's bat) is the source of this 1346-nucleotide messenger RNA. It is a transcript of the gene METTL1, whose product is annotated as methyltransferase like 1. Gene Ontology annotation, molecular function: tRNA (guanine(46)-N7)-methyltransferase activity. Lineage: Eukaryota; Metazoa; Chordata; Mammalia; Chiroptera; Vespertilionidae. The transcript is spliced from 6 exons. The coding region runs from base 148 to 981 and encodes 277 amino acids. Gene Ontology annotation, cellular component: tRNA methyltransferase complex. Gene Ontology annotation, biological process: RNA (guanine-N7)-methylation; tRNA methylation. The record is from RefSeq and is a predicted model, not a curated record.
ACGGAUCCCCUCGGUCCGCCCCGCCCCGUCCAAUGCGCGCUCUAGGGUCUUUAAGGGGCGGGGUCUGCUCGGACGUGCUUUGCGUCAUCAGCGUGCGCCGCGGCCGCGGUCUCCACGUGGGUUCAGCAGAGACUCGGGCUGGGGAUCAUGGCGGGAGCCGAGGCCGGGGGCGCGGCCGGAGCCCAGGCCCCGCAGCCGCAGAAGCGCUACUAUCGGCAGCGCGCUCACUCCAACCCCAUGGCGGACCACACGCUGCGCUACCCUGUGAAGCCAGAGGAGAUGGAUUGGUCUGAGCUAUAUCCAGAAUUCUUCGCUCCACCGACUCAAAAUCAGAGCCACGAUGACCCGAAGGAUAAGAAAGAAAAGAGAGCUCAAGCCCAAGUGGAAUUUGCAGACAUAGGCUGUGGCUAUGGUGGCCUGUUAGUGGAACUGUCACCGCUGUUCCCAGACACACUGAUUCUGGGUCUGGAGAUCCGGGUAAAGGUCUCAGACUAUGUACAGGAUCGGAUUCGAGCCCUACGAGCAGCUCCUGGAGGUGGCUUCCAGAACAUCGCCUGUCUCCGCAGCAACGCCAUGAAACACCUUCCUAACUUCUUCUACAAGGGCCAGCUGACAAAGAUGUUCUUCCUCUUCCCUGACCCACAUUUCAAGCGGACGAAGCACAAGUGGCGAAUCAUCAGUCCCACACUACUGGCAGAAUAUGCCUACGUGCUGAGAGUUGGGGGGCUGGUAUAUACUAUAACUGAUGUGCUGGAGCUACAUGAAUGGAUGUGUACCCAUUUUGAAGGGCACCCCCUAUUUGAGCGUGUGCCUCUGGAGGAGCUGAGUGAAGACCCUAUUGUGGGACAUUUGGGCACCUCAACUGAGGAGGGAAAGAAAGUUCUACGCAAUGGAGGAAAGAAUUUCCCCGCCAUCUUCCGAAGAAUACAGGAUCCCACCCUCCAGAUGGUGACCCCCAACACUACCCCUCCUGGUCACUGACUGCUUACCUCGCUUCAUCUGGACUCCUUCCAGGAACUAGAAAGAAGAUCAACCCCCUGGACCUUCCCAGCUGAGACUGCUGGGGCUUUGAGGCAACAAUCUCUCAAAGAAGUUGGGGGACUGCCCAGGGCAGAUCCCUGGUUUUCACUGCUACCCUUGCCUCUUCCUCUCCUGCCCCUCCAUUGCCAACAGGAAGUACAAGAAGCUGACUGAGAAGGUCAGAAGACCUUGAACCAGUAGGGAUAUUUGGGAGGGUUGGGGUCUUGCUCCUCCUUAGCACUUCCUUCUCCCCCUGGGAUCUCGCCUCAGCUGGAGUGAGGAAUACAGUUCUCCACUGUCCAUCUAAAUGGCCUGCUAAGUUCAAA